Messenger RNA from Electrophorus electricus (electric eel), 1086 nucleotides. RefSeq names its product cysteinyl leukotriene receptor 3 (gene cysltr3). Gene Ontology annotation, cellular component: plasma membrane. The record is from RefSeq and is a predicted model, not a curated record. Lineage: Eukaryota; Metazoa; Chordata; Actinopteri; Gymnotiformes; Gymnotidae. Gene Ontology annotation, molecular function: G protein-coupled receptor activity. Gene Ontology annotation, biological process: G protein-coupled receptor signaling pathway.
AUGUUUACCUCAACAAUAUCACCUGGGAUUGUAUCCCAAACCAACCUGUCAUGUGAUAAUUGCACCAACUUCAAAUGCAUGGCCUACACCAUCACAUACAUCAUAAUGUUUCCUGUGGGAUUUUUCAGUAAUCUGGCUGCACUAUUUGUGUUCCUGCGACAUACUCCUAAGAAGUCAGCCAACAUUGUUUUCAUGACCAACCUUGCCAUAUCCGACAUUAGUUUCUCCUUAACAUUGCCCUUUCGUAUCACCUACUACAUGAAACAAUGUCACUGGGUCUUUCCAAACUGGAUGUGUCGCUGGUGCGUGUUCUCUUUCUACAUGAACCUCUACACCAGCGUGCUUUUUCUCAUGGGGUUGAGUGUGCUGCGUUACAUCGCUGUGGUGCACCCCAUCCGCAACAAGACCCUCGUCACAGUGCGUAGGGCCAGUGUGGCAUGCUUGUGCAUCUGGGUGUUUGUAGCACUCAUGUGCAUUCCUUUCCUCUUGCCGGGGGAAUACAACAAGAUCCGUUGCUUUGAACCUGGAAACAUUAAAAAUUGGAAUCAAAUACUCCACCUCAAUUACAUGGCUCUGGUCUUGGGCUUCCUAAUUCCUUUUUCCACCAUCCUGGUAUGCUACGGGUGCAUCAUCCGUGCACUAUUCACCAGUCAGAAAGUACAGAGUUCCAAUCGGAACCAGCGGCUGCGUUCUGUGUACCUGAUUGUCCUGGUCCUCAGCACCUUCCUGCUUUGCUUCCUUCCAUACCACGUGGUUCGCACGGUGCAUCUGCACGUCACUGUGGGGAUGGUGCAGAAUAGCUGCUCACUGAAGCUGCAAAUGUUGAAUGUAACCGUGCUGACCCUAUGCAUGGCCUCAGCCAAUAGCUGCCUGAACCCCCUGCUGUACUACUUCGCUGGGGAGAGAUUCCGCACAGCCUUCAGAAGGGCCUCACGACGGAGGACAUUCAGCUCCGAGAAUGAGAACAGCUUCCGCUUAUCUCUCCAGCGGAAGAAACAAGCAGACAGGAAGAAGGUGAACGGCCUUGUGUCGACUCCAACCAGCAUCCUGGCCCCAAAAGGCGAGCUGGACCAUGCCACUCAGUAA